AUGGGAAUUCUCUCAAAUUCCAUCGCAAACGACUCCAUCAUUACACCGGUGGGAUUCUACGUUAUUGGUUUCAGGGAUUUAAAGUUUGCAGAUGUAUAUUCUAUUUUCCUGAUUUUCGUUUAUAUUGUAACGGUUUUGUGUAACUCAUUUAUUGUUACCAUUAUAUGGAUGGAUCAUCGGCUACACACUCCAAAGUACAUCGCGGUGGCUAAUUUAGGCGUUGUUGAUUUGAUAUGCAGUACAUCCUUUAUUCCUAGUACAAUUAAGACUGUUUUCACGAGAGAUACCUUCGUGUCCUACAAUGCAUGUUUGACACAGAUUUUUUUCUAUAACGGUUUUACGUCAUUAGAGUCGAUUUCCCUCAGCGUCCUAUCAUAUGACAGGUUAAUUGUGAUAUGCUUCCCACUGAGGCAUAAUUCUAUUAACACCCCCACAAGCAUGAUCAGUAUUAUUGUAAUUCUUUGGUCUGUUUUUACCGGCGUCAUGGUGUUCAUAGUCUUCACGUUGACACAACUGUCUUAUUGUGCUUCGCUAACUGUGCAUCAAUUUGCCUGUGACUAUGUGGCCGUGUUUUAUCUAUCCUGCAAUGACAAUGCAUUGCAGUGGACCGCUGCCUCCACAAUCGCUAUACUGCUCACGUUUGGGCCGCUCAGUGUAAUUCUCCUGUCAUACGCCUGUAUUUUAAGAGCCCUGUUUAGAAUGAAAAGUGUGGAGAACAGGAGCAAAGCACAUGCAACGUGCACAGAACAUCUCAUUUUAGUGGCAAUUUUCUACGUGCCGACCAUAAUGCUGUACCUAAUUGAACUUUUCUCAUUCCAUGUCGAUGCAAAUGUAAAAAUGGUGAGCUUGUCAUUAGCUUCCUGCAUCCCGUCCUGUCUGAAUCCCAUUGUGUAUUCCCUGGCAACCAAAGAAAUCAGGAACAGAAUACUGGCUAUGCUCCAGAAAGUCAAAGUAGCAGUGUGGGCUGGACAGACAUAG
This is a messenger RNA of Conger conger (European conger), 978 nucleotides long. RefSeq names its product olfactory receptor 1496-like. Gene Ontology annotation, biological process: G protein-coupled receptor signaling pathway. Gene Ontology annotation, cellular component: membrane. NCBI's taxonomy places the organism in Eukaryota, Metazoa, Chordata, Actinopteri, Anguilliformes, Congridae. The coding region runs from base 1 to 978 and encodes 325 amino acids. The record is from RefSeq and is a predicted model, not a curated record. Gene Ontology annotation, molecular function: olfactory receptor activity; G protein-coupled receptor activity. The transcript has a single exon.